AUGGUGCUAGAUUUUUAUUUCUUGGAUAUGUUGCCAAGAUGUGAUUUUAUGAUCAUAAGAGUUUCCGCAUCUAAGCUGUUUGAUAUAAUUCCUGUUGAGGAAUAUUCACUUGAUGUUAAGGCUUGCACUACUGUUCUUCAUGCUUAUGCUCGAACCGGGAAGUAUAAACGGGCUAUUGAGAUCUUUGAGAAGAUGAAGCAGACUGGUUUUGAUCCAACUUUGGUUACUUACAAUGUUAUGCUUUAUGUAUAUGGAAAAAUGGGGCGGUCUUGGAAUGUAAUUUUGGAGUUGUUGGAUGAGAUGAAGAGUAAAGGGCUUGAGUUUGAUGAGUUUACGUGUAGCACUGUGAUAUCGGCUUGUGGGAGAGAGGGUAUGCUUGAUGAAGCAAGGAAGUUUUUUGCUGAUUUGAAAUCGAGUGGAUAUAAACCUGGAACCGUUGUGUAUAACGCUAUGCUGCAUGUUUUCGGGAAGGCUGGAGUUUAUGUAGAGGCUUUGAACAUCUUGAAAGAAAUGGAGGAUAAUCACUGUGUGCUAGAUGCCAUUACUUAUAAUGAGCUUGUGGCAGCCUAUGUAAGAGCCGGGUUUCAUGACAAGGGUGCUGCUGUCAUUGAUACAAUGGCAAGCAGAGGAGUUAUGCCGGAUGCUAUAACUUACACCACUAUAAUAAACGGCUACCGUAAAUUGGGAAACGAGGACAAGGCUUUAAAGGUGUUUGGUCGAAUGAAGGAGUUGGGCUGUGUUCCGAACAUAAGCACAUACAAUUCUGUUCUUGCAAUGCUAGGCAAAAUGUCGAGACCAGAAGACAUGAUUAAUCUUCUCCGUGAAAUGAAAUUGAAUGGAUGUCCUCCUGAUCGUAUAACGUGGAACACGAUGCUUGGUGUAUGUGGUGCGAAGGGUAAGCAAAAAUAUGUUAACCAGGUUUUAAGGGAAAUGAAAAUUUCUGGAUUUGAGCCUAGCAAAGACACGUUCAAUACAUUAAUUAGUACCUAUGGACGGUGUGGAUCUGAAGUUGAUGUUGCCAAAAUGUACGGCGAAAUGAUUACGGCAGGCUUUACUCCAUGCAUGACCACAUACAAUGCUCUUCUUAACGCACUUGCUAGGCGAGGUGAUUGGAAAGCGGCAGAGUCUAUCAUUUCUGACAUGCAGAAUAAGGGCUUUAAGCCGAACAAAACUUCGUACUCGCUUUUGCUUCAUUGUUACUCUAACGCUGUUGUCAAUGAGUUUUUUCUUUUGUAUGUUUUUUUUAUCAGUGAUGUCAAACAAAAUCUUGAGUUCAAUUACAAUUGUUGUCAAUGA
Vicia villosa (hairy vetch) is the source of this 1296-nucleotide messenger RNA. RefSeq names its product pentatricopeptide repeat-containing protein At2g18940, chloroplastic-like. Gene Ontology annotation, molecular function: protein binding. The transcript has a single exon. The record is from RefSeq and is a predicted model, not a curated record. Lineage: Eukaryota; Viridiplantae; Streptophyta; Magnoliopsida; Fabales; Fabaceae. Bases 1 to 1296 code for a protein of 431 amino acids.